Messenger RNA from Eupeodes corollae, 1066 nucleotides. RefSeq lists its product as uncharacterized. The record is from RefSeq and is a predicted model, not a curated record. The transcript has 5 exons. The coding region runs from base 319 to 888 and encodes 189 amino acids. Lineage: Eukaryota; Metazoa; Arthropoda; Insecta; Diptera; Syrphidae.
UAGGAAUUCUGACUCAGUUGGUUAAAGCUCGUCACUCUGUUUACUGUUGCGCUGCCUUCGACGACGCACGACGGACGCCGCGUCGGGUUAUCUAUAAAAGAGUCAAAUUACUAUUUUUUGUUACUGGUUGUGACUUUUGCGGUCGUUAACAUAUUUAAAUAAUUCUUCAUUUUUUGUUUUUACUUUUUGAUAACUUUUGGUUUUUAUUCCGAAUUAUAAUAUUAUUAAACUUGUUUGUUUAUAGAGUUUUAUUUUUGUAAUCCGAAUUUAAGUAACUAACUAAAUCCACUUAAAGUUCAUUUGUCGAAAAAAUUAAAAAUGGCCGUUGUAAUUAAGCGGUUAUUGUGCUUGGACCUGCCAACUGCCGGUCUUGUCAUAGGAUAUCUUGGAGUUUUUUGUGGAAUAUGGGAGUUGAUUGAAAUACUCCUAGGUAUUGUUUACUUUGAUGAUUACUACAGUGCAAAAUAUAAGGAUCCAACAACUGUUAGGGUUUUUGACACAAGAUCGAUACACUAUUCUCUUUUGUUCUUGAUGCUUGUUGCCUCCCUUUUGGACUUGUUAACUUCGAUUUUGUUGAUUCGAGGUACAAAUAAGAACGUACAUAAAAUGCUUUUGCCAUGGUUGAUCCUUAAGGGAAUUGCUUUGACGGUUUUGAUUCCUGUCACAAGUCUAUGUGUUUUUGUUGGAGCUUAUGCACUUUUCACUGGUCAAGGAAGCCUCCUGUUGAUUAAUUCAAUUUUGCUCUUAAUUGCAGCAUGUGUAUACAGCUAUCUUUAUAUGGUUAUUUAUUCACUUUAUUAUCAUAUUCGAGACGAAAUACAAAAACCGCAACAAAUUGAUUCAGAGAACUUAUUUUCAAAUUCUAAUGUUAGAUAUAGUAAAACCUAAAAAGUUUGUAUCUUCAUUAACAAAACAAUAAUAUCUACAUAUAUUUUCGUAUAAAUAAACGGGUUAAAUAUUAAAAUGGAAUACAAAAAUAUUUAAAAGAGAAAUACGAAUUUUAUAUUGUUUGUAAGGCUUUUUUAAAACUUUUAAUAGACCAUAAUAAAAACAAAUAUAAAAUAUA